Melanotaenia boesemani (Boeseman's rainbowfish) is the source of this 3175-nucleotide messenger RNA. RefSeq names its product nicastrin (gene ncstn). Gene Ontology annotation, cellular component: membrane. Bases 48 to 2156 code for a protein of 702 amino acids. Gene Ontology annotation, biological process: Notch receptor processing; protein processing. The transcript is spliced from 17 exons. NCBI's taxonomy places the organism in Eukaryota, Metazoa, Chordata, Actinopteri, Atheriniformes, Melanotaeniidae. The record is from RefSeq and is a predicted model, not a curated record.
UCCCAAAUAUACGCUUCCUGUUUUUUUCCGCUUUUUAAACCAGGAAGAUGGAUUCGCUGUCGAACAAAUGGAUUGUUAAUUUGGUAGUUGGCUUGUUUUUCGUUGGUGUCAGCUGUACUUCAGUGGAACAGAAGAUUUACGUCCAUCUCAAUUACACUAUCCCGUGCGUGCGAUUGCUUAAUGCUACACAUCAAAUAGGCUGUCAGUCCUCUUUGUCAGGAGAUGUGGGUGUACUUCAUUUGCUGGAGUCAGAGGCCAACCUAGACUGGGUCCUGAAGACUGGUCCAAACCCUCCUUAUAUGGUCAUCCUGGAGUCCACGCUCUUUACAAAGUCCAUCAUGACGAAGCUGAAAAACGGCUCCAGCAGAGUGGCUGGCGUUGUUGUUGUGGCGCCAAGCACAAAUCCACCGGAGGGCUUCUCUCCACAUACCACCUGUCCCAACGAGAACACAGGUGUGUAUUCAGAGAGCUACGACCCAGCCCUGGCUCACUGUAACACAACAGUGUGGAACCCGCUGGGAAACGGUCUGUCCUACGAGGAGUAUGACUUUCCCAUCUUCUCCCUAAAAGACGAUAAUGACACGCAACUUAUACGACAGUGUUACAUGGACCAUAACCGCGCUGCGGAUAACAGCAGCAGUCCUCCGUACCCUCUGUGCGCCAUGCAGCUGUACUCCCACAUGUCCGCUGUCACUGACACGGCCACUUGCAUGAGGAGGAAUGACAUUAACUUCAGCCUUACCCCAGAGAUGGUAUGCGACCCACUGGGGGACUUAAAUAUUUGGGCCUCAACCAAACCUCUGAACAACACAGAAAAGGGCCAUAAGAUGGGGGAGAGUGUGGUCAUCGCUGCGGCAAGACUGGACAGCAGAUCUUUUUUCUUUGACAUUGCUCCAGGAGCAGAGAGCGCAGUCUCAGGCAUCGUCACACUGCUGGCGGCUGCACAUGCUCUGCGCAACGCCACCCAGGAGGCUCUACUUACCCGCAACAUCAUGUACACUUUGUUCCAAGGGGAAACCUUUGACUACAUCGGUAGUUCGAGGAUGGUGUACGACAUGGAGAAUAACCAGUUUGCUGUGGACCUGGACAAUGUUCACUCAGUGCUGGAGGUUGGACAGGUGGGAUUCAAUGCCGACUCCAAGCUCUGGCUUCACUCCGAUCCUGUUUCUAGGAGGAACAGCAGCGUCCAAGAGGAGGUGAGGAGCCUCAUCAACAACUUGCAGACAGCUUCCGAAGGUCUAAAUGUUUCACUGGAUGAACCCAGCGUCACCCAGCCGCUGCCUCCCUCAUCUUUCCAGCGUUUCCUACGAGCUCGGCCAAUCCCUGGUGUUGUUAUUGAGAACCACCAGUCCAGUUUCACAAACAGGUACUAUGAGAGCAUGUUCGACAAUGCUGAGUAUCUGAACGUAUCUUACCCACCGGACCUGACACCAGAGGAGCAGCUAGAGUUUGUUACAGACUCUGCAAAGGCUCUGACUAAGGUGGCGACCCUGGUGGCCCGAGCUCUGUACGUACAGGCUGGAGGAGAAAAAAGCCAGCUGAACAGCAUUCAGGCCGACCAGCUGCUGGUUAGCCAGAUGCUGUACAGUUUCCUCAUUAGUUCAAAUAACUCCUGGCUCCAGCAGCUAAUAACCGCAGAUUACAGCAACCAUCUAGCUGACAGACCCACAAACUUCUAUGUCGGUGUGGCACAGCAGUCCAGUGAAUCGACUUAUCUGGUCCAACACAUCCUGGCCAACCUGACCGGCAGUGUCGUCAACAUCACUAAAGAAGACUGCCAGAAGCAGAGAGAGGAUGAGAAUGACAACGAGAACAAACAUAUGUUCUCCUACUUAUGGGUUCAAGGUGCAGCUCCUCCCAACAGCACGGAUCGGGUGGGGUUCUGCGUUCGUUCCACAGUUCGUAACUCCAAAGCGCUGUCUCCAGCCUUUGAGCUGCGGGAGUACACCUCCAAAGAUUACUCAACGUGGACAGAGUCGAGGUGGAAGAGCAUCAAAGGACGCAUAUUCCUUGUGGCCAGUCACGAACUGGAGAUGCUGACGCUCGGCGUGGGUGUCGGUGUGUUGCUAAUGUCCUUCCUCCUGACUUAUAUCAUCAGCUCAAAAGCUGACAUACUCUUCAGCUCGGGAAGGGAACCCACCAGCGCCACCUACUGAUCCACAGUCUCAGGCCAGCGACCACUACCAUAACAAUUACUGCUACUACUUCUUCUAUCCCAACAAACAUGGACAAUUUCACUUAAAACACACCACGAGUAGGUACACAGAAAGGCUAGACUCAGCAUCAGACGGUUUCUUUUAGGCAACGACUCCGCGUUUAUGGACUCACUCAUGUGAGGCGUUAAGACUGGAUUGGCCCGGAUGGAUCUGGACUCAUCAGGGUCAGAAAACACUGGUCAGGCAGCAGCUGGGCCCCUGUCAGUGCAAAAGAUGUUUAUAUUUCUUUCAUUUUAGAUUUUUCUUUUCUCUUUUUAUUGUUAAAGAAUGUUUUGUUUACUGUGUCAUGGGAUAGGCACUAAACAUUGAGCAUUAUUUUCUGUGUGUAUGAUUCUGAAAAUGUAAGAUAACUGAGUGAGCAUUAGCAGUGGACUGCCUGAUUUAGUGUGUACGAACAAUUAUGAAGGUGGGUGUGCGUGUGUGUGAAGUUUGUAUGGGGAUUGCAAUGGUAUGUGCAAUACUGUAGCUGUCUUUGUUGUCAGUGUAGUAACUUAUCAAUCAAUUCUAAUGAUAAACCUAUUUCUGAGUCAGUGAACAAGUUAGGAAAAUUUCAGUUUUUACAUCUGGAAAUGUGCAGUGAAAUAUUUUGAUGCAUUCUAGGUCCUGGGAAUUUAUCAAAAAAUAUGUUUUAUCCCAGCAAUGACUCAUCACUUUCACUGAUUGUGAUAUUUGAGUGGAAAAAAUUUCCCAAGAGUCUGGCGUGGCUGACUUUUUUUUUCUACCAGCUACCAAAAUCUUUAAAAGCAGUCAGAAAAUCUUAUAUCUAUAUAAAAAUUUGGAGUUAAAACACUGAAUAAGCGCUGGUACUCUGGCUCUGCACUCUGGUUCUUUUUUUCACAGUGUAAUGAUAGUUUAUGAUGACACGCAAGGUUUUAAUUCUGUUGAUGGAUGUGGAUAAAAUGUCUGGAAACAAAGAGCAGUUGUGAUGCCUUGAAAUAAACAUUGCUUCUUUUUCCAAA